CACCUCUAUCCUCUUUGACCCACCCUCUCUCUCUCUAGCUCUCAAGCACUCUGACUCCUCUUUCUCUCUCUACCCCUCCUUUUCUCCCUUCUCCCUUUCCACCCCUUGUCUACCCUCUCCCCAGACCCAUAUUCCCCCUCCCACCUCCUCGGCCACCUUCCUUCACCUUCGAAACGAUAACCCUAAUUCCCCUUCUCGCCAUCUCUUCCUUACCUCCUCCCCUCUCUCUGGUGGCUCUGCCGUGCUUAUCUGCUUCUAUAUGCUCCAGAAAAACCACAACUCUUUCACCAAAGCUAAAAUUAUUUGUAAUCAUAGUGAUCUUAAAUAUGAUGAUAAGAAAUUCGGGGUUGUUUUCGGUGUGAAUCACGGGGUUUCGAUUAUGUUGGUUGGGUCGAUUAACGUUUUUGCGAUGUAUUCGGCUUCAAAUAGUAAAAUUUGGGUGUUUUCGGUCAAAAUCAUGGAUAAUGAGGAGGAUGGGGUGAAUAUGAAGUUGAUCAAGUGUGCUCUGAUUGAUUGUACCGUGCCGGUAUUUUCGAUUAGUAUUUCGUUUGGGUUCUUGGUUUUGGGGGAAGUCAAUGGGGUCAGGGUUUUUCCGUUAAGGCCCCUCGUGAAAGGAAAGGUUAAAAAAACUAGGCGAGUGUGUAAGAAUUUUAAUGUUGGAUUGGAUACUGGGGAGUUCGAUGGACAGAGAUUGAAUUUGCCCAAUGGGGUAGCUCGGGAAGUCAAUGGAAGUGAUGAAUUUGAUAACAAUUCAAAGGAUUGCACAAAUUGUGGAGUUGUUGGUCGUGGUACCAGAAGUAUUGCUCCUGAAGGGACUGUUGAGGUUUCUUCUAAUGGCCACCGGGAAAAAAAGAUAGACAAGCAAGGUGUAGUUUCAAAAAAUUUUGGAUGA
Ilex paraguariensis (yerba mate) is the source of this 892-nucleotide messenger RNA. The record is from the annotation of a GenBank genome assembly. NCBI's taxonomy places the organism in Eukaryota, Viridiplantae, Streptophyta, Magnoliopsida, Aquifoliales, Aquifoliaceae.